Molecule: messenger RNA, 1224 nt
Organism: Debaryomyces fabryi
Lineage: Eukaryota; Fungi; Ascomycota; Pichiomycetes; Serinales; Debaryomycetaceae
Exons: 1
Coding region: 1-1224 (407 amino acids)
Biological process (GO): positive regulation of DNA-templated transcription, elongation; regulation of transcription by RNA polymerase II
Cellular component (GO): cyclin/CDK positive transcription elongation factor complex; nucleus
Molecular function (GO): cyclin-dependent protein serine/threonine kinase activator activity
Source: RefSeq, a predicted model, not a curated record
AUGUCGGAUUUGAAAAGACCCAGUACUAACACUCCUACUCCUGGAGCAAGUACAAUUAAGAAUUUUCCAACUAUAGUUCAGGUAUCAAGACCAUAUUUUACAAGCUCAGAAUUAAAAUACUUGCAUGCAUUUACUAUACCCGAACAGAAAAAAUUAACAUAUAACCAAAGAAAGCAUCAGAUAUAUCAAUAUGUGUUCCAAAUUAUAAAGAUUUUGAAAUUUCCUUUAAGAGUAUUAGGAACCACCAUGAAUUAUUAUCAGAGAUAUUACCUUUUCAAUAAAUUUGAAGAAUUGAAUGAUGGAUCUCAUCAAGACUUAGAAAAAGAUCCUUAUACAGUUACAUUGGCAUGUUUAUUUCUUGCUUCAAAGAAUGAAGAUUGUAUCAAAAAAUUGAAAGAUAUACAAUCAGUCGGCAACAAAUUACGUGAUAUUGACGAGGAAAAUAAAAUACAGAUGAAUUCGUCCUUCGUUGACGUACAGAGAAAAACUAUAAUGAAUAUUGAGUUUAAGUUACUACAGGUGAUUAAAUUUGAUUUCAAGAAUGGUUCAACUAUUCAAUCGAUCGACCAGCUAGUAGUCAAAUUCUGUAAAAAGUUAGACAUAGAUUAUAAAACUACCAUGCACAGUUGGUUAAUAAGUUUUGACAUCAUGUCAACUCCAUUGUGCUUAAUGAUCCCACCGCAUUGUAUUGCAUUAGCAAUAAUUAUAAUAACGUUGAAUUUAAAGCCAAAAGAUUUACAUACAAAAUACAAUAAGUUGGAAACAGACAUUCCUCCAGAUAAUUUAAAUGAAAUCUUAGAAAGGAUUGAUUGCUAUAAAGACUUCAGAUGUCCUGAAACACUAGUAAAUGAGGGAAUCCUCUAUAUUUUAGAUUAUUACGUUCACCAGAUGAAUUUUUCAAUUUUGAAUAAUUUCAUGCCUACAGUUGACUUAGAAACUGGAAAAGAGCAGAUUUUUAAGUUUAUGGAAUUAAAAUCGAGAUUCAACGAUUUAAAGGUUUUAUCAGAAAAGUCUUGUCUUGAUCCAACCACCUUGCGCCAAGAUGAAUAUUUGAAAAUCUGGGAUUAUAAUGUGGGUGCUAAAGGUUCUGCCAGGUUCAUUUUGGGUAAUAAGAGAAGAAGAUUUAAUUUGGAAUUGGACGCAUUAGAAAGUGACAAAAACAACACUUCUAACGCAAAUAACAAUACCGAUACAUCGCUGAAUGUUGAUUCACCAUCUUUUUAA